UUGAAAAGCAUGGAUUGGACUUCAACAGUCACCUUCAGAAGAUCCUGUUAACCUGUCCAGGAUGGCAGAGCUAGGAAUGUUUGCUGCCAGGCGGCAUGAUGAAACAACAAGAGAAUCAGGCUUCACCUAUACCAACAGCAAUCACACCAAAGAUCCUUUUGAGGGUCCCAACUACCAUAUUGCUCCAAGAUGGGUGUACAAUCUUUCAACACUUUGGAUGAUCAUUGUGGUCAUACUCUCAGUGUUCACCAAUGGUCUGGUACUAGUGGCUACUGCAAAAUUCAAGAAGCUUCAACACCCUCUGAACUGGAUCUUGGUCAACCUUGCUAUUGCAGACAUCGGGGAGACACUUUUGGCUAGCACUAUCAGCGUUUGCAACCAAAUCUUUGGCUACUUCAUUCUGGGACACCCAAUGUGUGUCUUUGAGGGAUACGUUGUCUCUGUGUGUGGUAUUACAGCUUUGUGGUCUCUGGCUAUCAUCUCCUGGGAGAGAUGGGUGGUGGUGUGCAAGCCCUUUGGAAAUGUCAAGUUUGAUGGCAAAUGGGCCUCGGCAGGCAUUAUCUUCUCCUGGAUCUGGUCUGCCUUCUGGUGUGCUCCACCUAUAUUUGGCUGGAGCAGGUACUGGCCUCAUGGUCUGAAGACGUCCUGUGGACCCGAUGUGUUUGGAGGCAAUGAGGAUCCUGGAGUCAAGUCCUAUAUGAUUACUCUCAUGAUUACAUGCUGCUUCUUACCCCUGGGCGUGAUCAUCUUCUGCUAUAUUUUUGUGUGGCUGGCCAUCCAUGCUGUUGCUGCACAACAGAAGGACUCUGAGUCAACACAGAAGGCUGAGAAGGAAGUGUCCAGGAUGGUUGUUGUCAUGAUCAUAGCUUUCUGUGUUUGCUGGGGACCUUAUACCUGUUUUGCCUGCUUUGCUGCGGCUAACCCAGGGUACGCUUUCCACCCUCUGGCUGCGGCAUUGCCAGCCUACUUUGCCAAGAGUGCCACCAUCUACAAUCCAGUUAUAUAUGUGUUUAUGAACAAACAGUUUCGAGGUUGCAUCUUGCAGCUCUUUGGCAAGGCAGAAGAUGAUGGCUCUGAAGUAUCUACAUCAAAAACUGAGGUUUCCUCCGUGGCUCCUGCAUAAACACCAGACAAUGUUGUACCUCUCGGAAACAAACUGUUAACGUUCGGAGGAGUUUUUCCAAAUGGGACUUCAAAUGUACAGUACAUCUGCUUGUGUUUCUUACACAAGUCCUUUCCCAAAAUCUUUCAAGAGAUUAUUAAACGUCACUUCUUACAGUUUCAA
Messenger RNA from Esox lucius (northern pike), 1285 nucleotides. Its product is annotated as red-sensitive opsin-2. The transcript is spliced from 6 exons. The coding region runs from base 62 to 1123 and encodes 353 amino acids. Gene Ontology annotation, biological process: phototransduction; G protein-coupled receptor signaling pathway; visual perception. Gene Ontology annotation, molecular function: G protein-coupled receptor activity. Gene Ontology annotation, cellular component: membrane; photoreceptor outer segment. Lineage: Eukaryota; Metazoa; Chordata; Actinopteri; Esociformes; Esocidae. The record is from RefSeq and is a predicted model, not a curated record.